AAAACCUCAACUCUUUCAGGGUGAUAUUGCUAUAGAUCCAUUUACAUAUAUUUCGUUUCGUUUGGGUGUCAAUCCAAUGAAACAUCCAAACCGUCUCUGGCCGAACGCUACGAUACCUUACGAGAUUAGUUAUCUUUAUACGGAUUACGAAAGGAAAACUAUAUUAAAAGCAUUGAAUACAUUUAAUUCACUUACAUGUGUUAAGUUUGUACCAUACGACGGUGAAGUUGAUGAUUAUUUACUUAUUACACCGCCCGAGGACGGACCAAAGGGCUGUUGGUCGUAUGUAGGGAAAAAGGGUGGCGAACAAAUUGUCUCUUUACAAACGGCGGAUGAGAAAAGUGCUCAUUGCUUUAGCAGUGAAGGUCGAAUUAUGCAUGAGCUUAUGCAUGCAAUCGGUAUCUAUCAUGAGCAGUCACGUGCCGAUCGUGAUAAUUAUGUUAAAGUUCAUUGGGAAAAUAUUGUUCCGAAAUUUCGUAAAAAUUUUAAACUCAUUUCACGCAAACGUGGUAAAUAUGCGUUCGAUUAUGAUUACAAUUCCGUAAUGCAUUAUGGCGAGUAUUAUUUUAGUAAGAAGAAGGGGAAAAAACCGACCUUGACACCUUUACAGCCCGGCGUAAGAAUUGGUCAACGCAAAACAUUAAGUAAAACUGAUUGCUUAAAAAUUAAUGAUUUAUACGGUUGUCUUCGGGGCCGUCAUGCAAAAAUGUUUAAAAAAAUCCAACAAAUUUACAAUAUUUGUCCAUGCGUCAUUCUGCUUUUGAACGAGGUUAGAAAACCUAUCGAGGAUUUCCAACAUAUCAAAAUCAAUAAUAACCGCUUAGGUCAGUUAGAGCUUAUAAGCCCAUUAUUAGGAGAGAAUCGCAGAUUAGCUAUACCAAGCUCUAAGACCUGUUUGCGUUAUACAAGUUUUAAUAAUCAAUUUCAUCGGCAAUUUCAUAGUUCAAGUGUGAUAUUUUUCCAAAUCUCCGAAGCGGAACCAUCACUUGGACAAAGUAACUUGGACGAUAAAGCUGAAAGGAUUUCUUCAAUUAAUCAAAAGCAGUCAACUUUAUUGAAAGAUUUACGUAUCGAAGACAAUUUUAAUAACAUGGCUCCUCAUGACAAAACUUAUGGUGGUGGUAGCCGUGGUGGGCGCGAUGACCGUCGUGGUGGUGGUGGCGGCGGCGGCGGAAGCCGAUAUGGUGGCACCGGUAGCAAUAAAACCGGAGGCGGUGGUGAUUACCAUGGCGUAAGAAAGGGCCGUGUUGAAAAGAAUCGUGUUGAACGUGUAGGUCGUAGUUAUGGCGGCGGAGAUCGACGUGGCAGCGGUAGCAAUACCCAAGAUCUAACAGUUCGCAACAUGGACUUCUCCAAUCUACCACCUUUUAAGAAAAAUUUCUAUCAAGAACAUCCCAUCGUAGCCAAUCGUCCCAUUUAUGACGUGCAGCGCUAUCGUGACGAACAUGAGAUCACGCUACGUGGCAAAGCUCCGAAUCCAAUUGAAGAUUUCAGUGAAGCUUAUUUUCCCGAUUAUGUUAUGAAGGAGAUUAAGCGACAAGGCUAUAAGGUGCCGACACCCAUUCAAGCUCAGGGUUGGCCAAUAGCUAUGAGCGGUCAUAACUUUGUGGGUAUUGCCAAAACCGGUUCGGGCAAAACUUUGGGUUAUAUAUUGCCAGCCAUUGUUCACAUUAACAAUCAGCAGCCAUUGAAUCGUGGCGAAGGACCAAUUGCUUUGGUUCUGGCACCAACCCGUGAAUUGGCCCAGCAAAUACAACAAGUAGCCACCGAAUUUGGCUCGUCUUCGUAUGUACGCAACACUUGCGUAUUUGGCGGCGCUCCUAAAGGUGGUCAAAUGCGUGACUUGCAACGUGGUUGUGAGAUUGUCAUUGCGACGCCGGGACGUUUGAUUGAUUUCCUAGCUGCUGGAGCCACAAAUCUAAAACGUUGCACCUAUUUGGUAUUGGACGCUGAUCGUAUGUUAGAUAUGGGUUUUGAACCACAGAUUCGAAAGAUUCUCUCGCAAAUUCGGCCCGAUCGUCAAACUCUUAUGUGGUCUGCCACCUGGCCAAAGGAGGUAAAACAAUUGGCUGAAGAUUUUCUCGGCAACUACAUUCAAAUUAACAUUGGCUCGUUAGAGUUAUCGGCAAAUCAUAACAUACGUCAAGUGAUUGAAAUUUGCGACGAAAAUGACAAAGAGACGAAGUUAAAGUCACUUCUCUCACAGAUUUAUGAUACUGGUGAAAAUCCUGGUAAAAUCAUUAUAUUCGUGGAAACCAAGCGUCGCGUCGAUCAUUUGGUACGUUAUAUACGCAGUUUUGGUGUACGCUGUGGUGCCAUCCAUGGCGAUAAAUCGCAAUCUGAACGUGAUUUUGUUUUGCGUGAAUUCCGUUCGGGCAAAUCUAAUAUACUGGUGGCCACCGAUGUGGCGGCUCGUGGCUUAGAUGUUGAUGGCAUUAAGUAUGUGAUUAAUUUUGAUUAUCCGCAAUCAUCGGAAGACUAUAUACAUCGUAUAGGACGCACCGGCCGAUCAAAUACUAAGGGAACUUCGUAUGCAUUCUUCACCCGCAAUAAUGCCAAACAAUCGAAAGCUUUGCUUGAAGUGCUCAAAGAGGCUAAUCAAGAAAUCUGUCCUGGCUUAGAGAGUAUGGCCCGUAAUAGUCGUUUUGAUGGUGGCCGCUCUCGUUACGGCACGAUUACUGGUGGUUCACGUGGGAGUGGCACUUUUAAAAAGGGUUUCAUGAACAAUGGUAGCGGUGGUGGCAGCGGCGGUCGCGGUUACGGCUCCAACAAUGGCUACGGCAAUAACAACAAUAACAAUAACAAUUACGGCAAUGGAGGUGGACGCAGCAAUGGUUAUAAUAAUGAGAAUAAUUAUGGCCGUGGUAACGGCAAUCAGAGCAGUAGUAGCGGUUCCAGCAGGCAUACUCGUUUUGAUUAAACAUACCCUUUUUUUUUUUACCAGCAAUUAGUUUGUAAGGCUUUAUUUUAAAAUUAAUUUUUUACCUACUUAUACCUACAUAUAAUAAUGACCGAAUACUUGUAUGUUAAACAUCAUCAUUGAUUCAUCAUAACACUACCGACUAGACUUAUAGAUGAGGAAGCAUAUAUAUAUAUAUACGUAUAUAGUUUUUUUUUUAUUUUAAACACAACACAACUUAAAUGGUUUCAGAUGAAACUCAAAUGCCCACCGCUCUCUCUCGUGGGCUGAAUUAGGGUUACAUUUGAAAUUCUUUUCAAUCAGCAAAAAGCGAAGCACAAACAGCUUAAUUUUUAUUAAGUUAGUUUUUAAGUUAUUACAACAAAACUGAAUUUAUUGGAUAAGAACAAAAAAUAGAAAAACUAACUCUAUAUAGAUUUAUAGGAUUUUGCUUAGGUUUGUGGUAUUCUGCCAGCAAAAAAAAAAAAAAAUAAAAAUAAAAUAAAUAAAAAACUUGUAAAA
This is a messenger RNA of Glossina fuscipes, 3421 nucleotides long. RefSeq names its product ATP-dependent RNA helicase p62-like. Gene Ontology annotation, molecular function: RNA binding; RNA helicase activity; metalloendopeptidase activity. Lineage: Eukaryota; Metazoa; Arthropoda; Insecta; Diptera; Glossinidae. The record is from RefSeq and is a predicted model, not a curated record. Gene Ontology annotation, cellular component: cytoplasm; nucleus; ribonucleoprotein complex. Gene Ontology annotation, biological process: proteolysis.